Molecule: messenger RNA, 651 nt
Organism: Xenia sp. Carnegie-2017
Lineage: Eukaryota; Metazoa; Cnidaria; Anthozoa; Malacalcyonacea; Xeniidae
Product: 60S ribosomal protein L19-like
Exons: 4
Coding region: 41-613 (190 amino acids)
Biological process (GO): translation
Cellular component (GO): cytosolic large ribosomal subunit; ribosome
Molecular function (GO): RNA binding; structural constituent of ribosome
Source: RefSeq, a predicted model, not a curated record
CGUUCCCUACACGUUCUCUUUCAACGAAAAUUCAAUAAUCAUGAGUUCUUUAAAACUCCAGAAAAGGCUGGCCAGCAGUGUCAUGAAAUGUGGCAAAAGAAAGGUUUGGUUGGAUCCAAAUGAGGCUAGUGAAAUAGCAAAUGCAAAUUCAAGGCAAAAUAUUAGAAAACUGAUUAAAGAUGGCUUGAUCAUUAAAAAGCCUCAAAUUGUACACAGUCGUUCUCGUGUCAAAAAAGCUGAUGAGGCUCGCCGAAAAGGACGUCAUAUGGGACAUGGCAAAAGGAAGGGUACAGCGAAUGCUAGGAUGCCUGAAAAAGUGAUUUGGAUGAGGCGUAUGAGAGUUCUACGUCGUCUUCUUCGUAAAUACAGGGAGUCAAAAAAGAUUGACCUUCAUAUGUACCAUGUUUUGUACUUAAAGGCAAAAGGAAAUGGAUUUAAAAACAAAAGGGUGCUCAUGGAGUAUAUUCAUAAAAAGAAAGCUGAGAAGGCGAGAGCAAAAUUACUUAGUGAUCAAGCUGAAGCACGUCGACAGAAAUCAAAGGCAGCGAGAGAACGAAGAAUGGAAAGGGUUGCAGAGAAACAAAAAGAACUUCUUAAAUCUGAUGAUAAAUAAGUAUGGUUUCUCAAAAAGAAAUAAAAUAAAGAAUGUCA